AUGGCGCCUCUCCGCCAGGUCUCUAGCGCCAACACCGGGCUUCCGGCCGGCUCGUAUAUCUACAAAAUCAUCUCCACAGCGUCACGGCAAGAUCCCCUCACCUACUCUUUGACCGAUCAACUGGCCUGCAUAUCUUCGGACGACUCGUUGCGUUUUUAUAGCGCCGACUUACAACCUGAUGGUGUGAUCGCAAACGCAAAUGAAAACAUAACCUGUCUGGAAAGAGCGAACGAUGCACCCAGCAAUGUUGUCGCAACAGCAGGAAGAGACGGAUUAAUCAGGUUUCGGGACAAGAGGAGCAAGCAGAAGGUUUUAGAGAUACAAAGUCCACACAAGCUUGUCUCAGCACUGGUGUGCGACGCUGAAAAGAACUUCGUUGCUGCUGGUAUCGAAAACCCAGAAGACGGACCGACCUGCUCGCCGGUCUACAUAUGGGACCAGCGCAGCCCUGCAGCUCCUCUCCGAUCCUACGUAGAGUCUCAUACUGACACCGUGACGAACCUUGCUUUGCACCCAUCGCACCCAACCCUACUCUUAUCAUCUAGCACGGACGGCCUAAUCAACAUCUUCGACACUUCUCAGGCAGAUGAAGAUGAUGCCUUGUACCAAGUUGUGAACCAUGGGUCAGCCAUUGCACAUGCAGGCUUCAUGUAUCCUGGCACAGACAUUUAUGCAAUCGGCACGGACGAGACAGUGAGUUUCUUCGCUCUACAGAGUCAGAAAGAGGAAGAGGAAGAACCAACUCCGAAGGUGUGGGGCGACGUUAGGGAAGGAUUAGGGUGUGAGUAUGUCGUGGAUCUGGCAUGGGUCGGACAACAAGCUUGUGUUGCUGCAGGAAAGCAUAGCGAGAACCACCUCAACCUCAUACCGAUCGACAAAGGUACCAACGGACCUCUGGAUUACAGCUUUGAUCUCGACAAGAGCAUAUCCUUCCCAGGCGCCCACGGCGAGGAGAUUGUCCGCGAUCUCUUCACUGACACUCAUACAAACACAACAUACACAUGUGGCGAAGAUGGCCAGAUUCGUGCUUGGAAACCUUCAGAAGAGAGCACCAUGGAUGUUGAUGAAGGAGCGGCAUCAGCGAAGAAGAGACGCAAGGAUAAGAAAGAGAAGGCAAGGUUCAAGCCAUAUUAA
Alternaria ventricosa is the source of this 1134-nucleotide messenger RNA. RefSeq lists its product as uncharacterized. The transcript has 5 exons. The record is from RefSeq and is a predicted model, not a curated record. Gene Ontology annotation, molecular function: protein binding. Lineage: Eukaryota; Fungi; Ascomycota; Dothideomycetes; Pleosporales; Pleosporaceae. Bases 1 to 1134 code for a protein of 377 amino acids.